AUGCAAACACAAUCAUCGAGUUCGAUUAGUUCGGAUCAGUUCCAAAGUUCCCACGCUCGUUGGCGCGCCCUGACACACCGUACUCCCUCCUCCCACUCCUCAUUUCUCUAUGGCGUCAAAUCUACCAAGAUCUACUGCCGCCCGACCUGUCCUGCACGCCUUGCUAGAAGAGCCAAUGUUGUUUUUUAUGACACAGAAGAGCAAGCGCGACGCGAUGGUCACCGGCCAUGCAAGAGGUGUCAACCGGAUAACGCGAGCUUCAUUGGAGAGAGGGAGGAGGUUGUCACAAGGGUUCUAGCACUUUUGCGGACCAAGCAGAAUAAUAAUGAUCUGACAGUGAAGCGAGGCUUGAAGGAGUUAGCACAAGAGGUCGGUGUAACGCCGAGUUAUCUUUGCCGCGUGUUCAAGAGGACGAUGGGGCUUACGCUAGGAGCGUAUAUGAUUGAGUUUGAGAGGGAGGUGAGCGAGGGCAGAACAGAGCGCUUGGUUCAAUCUCCUAGCACAGUUGAAUCUGGUAUGGUCGAUGCAGCGAUAGAACCCUCAACGCCAGCAACAACAACAUGGAGCCCCAUGGCGCCCGUUGAGGGCCCAAACGACGAAUUGGUGGAGCAGCAAGUGGGAAAUGUCGCAGAGGCCCUGGACUUGAACUUCGAUUUCGACGAAUGGUUCUCGACUGGAGGUUUCGCUCAGGAAGACUUCUGGAACGAAAGCACCUUAAAUGCUGGCUUGAACGCAGACAUUUUGAACGACGGUUUCUACACAUACAGAUGGGAUAUUCAAGGUGGUUGA
Penicillium vulpinum is the source of this 789-nucleotide messenger RNA. Its product is annotated as Ada DNA repair metal-binding. Gene Ontology annotation, biological process: regulation of DNA-templated transcription; DNA repair. Lineage: Eukaryota; Fungi; Ascomycota; Eurotiomycetes; Eurotiales; Aspergillaceae. The transcript has a single exon. Bases 1 to 789 code for a protein of 262 amino acids. The record is from RefSeq and is a predicted model, not a curated record. Gene Ontology annotation, molecular function: sequence-specific DNA binding; methyltransferase activity; zinc ion binding.